Molecule: messenger RNA, 312 nt
Organism: Fusarium graminearum PH-1
Lineage: Eukaryota; Fungi; Ascomycota; Sordariomycetes; Hypocreales; Nectriaceae
Exons: 2
Coding region: 1-312 (103 amino acids)
Source: RefSeq, a predicted model, not a curated record
AUGCUUGGCCGUUUCAAAGUUUCAGCUUGUUCAUCUUGUAGGGGGCUGAAAUUCCUGAUACUGUGCACUGAGUGCAGUACAGUCAGUACAAUUCCGUCCAAUCCACGUUUGAAAGUCUGUCGUUGUGGUUCUUUCUGCUCUCCUCAAAACUAUGAUCAACAUGGGGUAAACUUUGGAACCUCCGAGUCUCUGCCACAUCCCGGACGGUGCUACCGUCAAAAAAUAACGCCUAAACCGGUUGCAAUUAUCGGUCCAGUCAUCGCUCUUUCGGCUACGGCACAUCAACCACAUUAUAGGCCUCACCCGUCAUGA